Molecule: messenger RNA, 1422 nt
Organism: Aspergillus thermomutatus
Lineage: Eukaryota; Fungi; Ascomycota; Eurotiomycetes; Eurotiales; Aspergillaceae
Exons: 7
Coding region: 1-1422 (473 amino acids)
Biological process (GO): transmembrane transport
Cellular component (GO): membrane
Molecular function (GO): transmembrane transporter activity
Source: RefSeq, a predicted model, not a curated record
AUGAAGCUGCUCGAAACCAUGGCUCAAGUUGAGGAAAAGAAAAGUUCGAAGCCUGCAUCGCUCCCAGAGAACUCAAGUUCACUUUCCCAGAGUAGCCUCGAAGAAGGCCAAUUCGAUAUCAAUGAAAAGGCGCUGCUGCGUAAGCUGGAUUACCGGCUGCUUCCACCAUUGACAAUACUAUAUCUCCUGUCCUUCUUAGACAGAAGCAAUGUUGGCAACGCUCGCUUGGAGGGUAUGGCUACGGAUAUUGGAAUGACGGGCAACAUGUACCUUACAGGUCUCACACUGUACUUCAUUGGUUACGUCGCUUUCGAGGUCCCCUCCAAUAUCGUGCUCAAGAGGACUACACCGCGGAUAUGGCUCCCGACCCUCACAUUGCUCUGGGGCAUUGUUGCCACGCUUCUUGGAGUUGUUCAGAAUUAUGCUGGAUACCUGACCUCCCGGACAGCCCUGGGGAUUGCUGAAAGUGGACUGUUUCCGGGUGUCGUCUUCUAUCUUUCGAUGUGGUAUAAGCGAAAUGAGCAGCACUAUCGGGUGGCGCUCUUCUUCAGCGCUGCAUCGCUCGCUGGUGCUUUUGGAGGCAUCCUUGCCUGGGGUAUUGCGCAUAUGCGUGGUUUAGAACUGACUAGCUCGAAGGAAGGACUGGCAACUGUUGUCAUGUCCGUUGUCGCUUAUUUCUGGGUCUACAAUUACCCUGCAACUGCAGAGUUCUUGUCAGACAAGGAGCGCGCCUUCAUCCAAUUCCGCCUGAAGAACGACAGUGAUGCCACUCGGGACGAAAAAUUCAGCUGGACGGCAGUGUUUGAUGCUUUCAAGGAUUUUAAGCCUACGAUUAUCAAGGAACUGGGCUACUCGGCUGCCAAGGCCCAACUUCUUACUGUUCCUCCUUAUGCCUUGGGAUUCAUUAUGACAAUCACAGUCGCAAUUCUCUCCGAACGCACUCGGCGCCGCGCACCGUUCAUCAUUGGGUCGACCGCGUUCGCCUGCAUCGGAUACAUCCUUCUUCUCACUUCAAAGAGAGCGUCCGUAUCCUACGCUGGGGUCUUCUUCGCCGCUGGCGGCAUCUAUCCUUCGGUGGCCAUUGUGCUAUCUUGGCCGGCCAACAACGUCUCCGGGCAAACCAAACGCGCUAUAGCCAACGCUAUGCAGAUUUCGAUCGGGAAUUUGGGAGCUGUGAUGGGCACGCAACUCUAUCGGACCGAGGGCAGUCCACGCUACUAUCUUGGCCAUGGAUUUGCGCUGGGGUACCUUCUUGCGAAUAUUGUUGUGGUCGGUGUCCUGUGGGCUGUGCUCAACCGGGAGAACAUCGAGAAGGCCAAGCAGAGAGAAGCAAAGGGCAUAACUGCAUUUAUCGGUGAUAUUGGGGAUGCAGGAGGCGAAUUCCAGGGCGACAGCGAUUCUCGAUGGAUUUUUCAGACUUGA